Parascedosporium putredinis is the source of this 483-nucleotide messenger RNA. NCBI's taxonomy places the organism in Eukaryota, Fungi, Ascomycota, Sordariomycetes, Microascales, Microascaceae. The record is from the annotation of a GenBank genome assembly.
AUGUCCGGCGCUCCCCUAAGCCCCGCUAGCACGACCAGUUCCGCAAAAUUUCGGCGGGACACCGGGUUCCCGGAACCUUUCUGUGGUGACCGAAAUACCACUCUGCCACACCCCGAAGCGAACCUCUCACCAGACGCGACUCUUGAGGCUGGUGACAUCGACGCCUCUAGAACCCUCCACCGGACCAAGAGGUCCUUCCUAGCCAAGAAGCAGAAGCACCGGAACGCGCUUGCGUACGGGAAGAUUGUGCCCACGGCCUACGACGACCAUGCUCUCUCUCACGAUUCUGAUCUCGACACGACGGGUGGUCUCGAGGAAAUGCAUGUCGUCAUGCUACCCGAUGGAAGGAUUUCUAAAGACGGCAAUCUCAGUCUUGAAUCCAUAGAGCAUGACGACACCGAGUCCCAAAAGAAGAAGAGGUCCUUUCUCAAGAGGCUCUUCCACCACCAUCACCCCGAUCAGCAUGGACACCACCACGACUAA